Molecule: messenger RNA, 1728 nt
Organism: Talaromyces proteolyticus
Lineage: Eukaryota; Fungi; Ascomycota; Eurotiomycetes; Eurotiales; Trichocomaceae
Product: putative MFS toxin efflux pump
Exons: 3
Coding region: 1-1728 (575 amino acids)
Biological process (GO): transmembrane transport
Cellular component (GO): membrane
Molecular function (GO): transmembrane transporter activity
Source: RefSeq, a predicted model, not a curated record
AUGGAAGAACACAAGUCACAUCAGGUAUCGGCGCCAACCUCACCACGGACGCCUUUCGCCGCCUCUAGGAAGCCCAUUUUGACCAAGGAGAGCGAGACGAGACUAGUGCCGCUGGAAAUCGACGACGCGAGCGCUAGUGGCGAGCACAACGACCAACAGCAGCCAGUGGGCCUAGCAGAGGGGUAUCCCUCGGCAUGGAGGGUUGCUGCUAUCAUGGUUGGGAUGUCGCUGGCUUGCACCCUCGUCGCACUGGACAACACAAUUCUCGCAACCGCCAUUCCCCGAAUCACCACACAAUUCGACUCCCUCGAGGACGUCGGCUGGUACGGCAGCGCCUUCCUGCUCACAAACUGCAGCGUCAGUCUGCUCUAUGGCAAACUGUACACCUUCUUCCCCGUGAAAUGGGUGUACAUGUGCGCACUCGCCGUCUUCGAAGCAGGUUCUCUUCUCUGCGGCGCAACACCAUCUUCUGUUGGCCUGAUCAUCGGCCGAGCUAUUGCGGGCGCCGGUGGGGGUGGCCUCUUCUCCGGAGCCAUGCUCAUCAUCGCAGAGUCCGCACCCUUGCACCAGCGACCUGUGUACAAUGGGAUUAUCAUGGCCAUCUUCACGGUUGCGGGUGUUGCAGGGCCGUUGCUUGGUGGUGCAUUGACAGAUAAUACGACGUGGCGGUGGUGUUUUUAUAUUAACCUCCCGCUUGGUGGGGUUACUGGUUUUGUGAUUUUGUUCUUUCUAAAAUCAAAGAAACCCGUCAAGACGACUGAGGGGGCAAAGGAGUAUCUUUGGCAGCUGGAUCCCGUUGGAUUGCUGUUUUUCCUCCCCUCUAUGAUCUGCCUGCUUCUGGCGCUGCAGUGGGGCGGGUCUAAGUAUCCCUGGCAAGAUGCCAGGAUAAUAGCCCUCUUCGCUGUCUUUAGCGCGCUGUUUUUGACCUUCGUGGUAGUCCAGAUUUACGAGCAGGACAGAGCCACGAUUCCACCGCGUCUCUUUAAGAACAGGAAUAUAUGGGGAGCGUCACUGUACACUUUUUGCCUUAGCGCCUCAUUCAUGGUGUUCACAUACUACCUCCCAAUCUGGUUCCAAUCCGUCAAGAGCGCCUCCGCAACCAUGUCAGGCGUCCUCAACCUUCCCAUGCUCGGUACCCUGGGCACAUUCACAAUCCUCUCAGGGAUCCUCGUCACAUACACCGGCCACUACAUGCCUUUCAUACUAACAGCCCCGGUCCUUACCUCCAUCGCCGCAGGCCUCCUCACGACACUCACCCCGUCGUCAUCACAGAAGUCCUACGUCGGCUACCAAGCGCUCUACGGAGUUGGCUGUGGGUUGGGUAUGACGCAGCCGAUGCUCGCUGUUCAGGCGUGUGUGGAGAGUCCAGCCGAUGCGCCGAGCGCGACGGUUAUUGUUAUUUUUAUGCAAACGCUUGGUGGGGCGUUGUUUGUCUCUGCUGCGCAGAAUAUGUUUCAUAAUAAACUGCUACACUUGUUACGUAGUGUGGAGGGAGUUGAUGUCAAAAAGGUCGUUGAGGCCGGGGCUGCGGGGCUGAAGGAUGUUGCAGAUGGCGACGUCUUGGACGUUGUGGUGCAGAGCUAUAGUAGCGCUAUUACGUAUUCGUUUUUUGCUGCCACUGCCUUGGCGGCGGCGGCGAUGCUGGGGGCGUUGCCGAUGCAGUGGAUCUCGUUGAAGAGGAAGGGGGUGGAUAAGAAGGAUGAGGGGGUCUCACAGGUAGCUUCCUAG